Molecule: messenger RNA, 9851 nt
Organism: Pocillopora meandrina
Lineage: Eukaryota; Metazoa; Cnidaria; Anthozoa; Scleractinia; Pocilloporidae
Source: the annotation of a GenBank genome assembly
AUGGCUGACUGGGAAGAAAUAAAGCGACUGGCGGCUGAUUUUCAACGCGCUCAGCUAAGUAGCACAGCUCACAAACUCUCAGAAAGAAACUGCAUCGAAAUAGUUCAGAAACUAAUCGGUUUGGGGCUGGUUGAGGUUAUUUACACGACAGAUGGCAAGGAAUAUCUCACCCCACAACAACUUGAACGGGAGAUAAAAGACGAAUUAUUUGUUCACGGCGGUAAGUAUCUGUGUUACUUUGGUUCUUGAUUACUAGUUUGGAAUGAUCCUUAGCGAAGUUGUCACUUUUCUGUUUCAGGGAGAGUUAAUUUGGUGGACUUACAGCAGGUACGUUGACUUCAUCUUUAAUUUCCAUUUCAGUGAGGUAACUUUUUUCUCUAUUUCAUAUCCACGUGUGUCGAUUUUAAAAGAUGACGUGUAUUUAAUUAUUACAUCCAGUUCCUUAAAAAUCUGUAUUUGUGGUUGCCAUAACGAAAACCUUGAUGUAUCAAGAGUAAUUUUCAUUUCUUUGGCAAAUUUUCAAGCCGAAAUGUUUCUACUGAAGUGUACAUUUUUGUCAUGUUUGUUUUAAUUAACUCGCCAUGCCUUUCGUGAGCUUUUAAAGGUUUGUCAACGGAAAAACAAUUAAUUUUUUACCUCUCAUCGAAUAUUAUCCUAAGAAAGCAAGAACUAUACUUGUGUUAUAAGCAACCGAAAACUUAAAACUAGCUUUUCCAAUUCUUGGAAUAUUACAUACAUGUCAUAUGCAAAGUGGCUUCAAUUCACUUAUGUUACCUUAUUAUUAAUUAAUAAAUAAAGAAAAACAACAUUUUAACCACAUCUAUCACCUUUAAUUUAAUUAUGUCAAUCAUGUUUUUGGUUGUUGUAUCAAGCUUUUACUCGUAUGAUGCGUCAGCUGGGGAAAUCCUUAACCUUUCUUCUGUGGAAAUUGAAAAAUGAUUACCAGCCCUGUGUUGCCUUUCCUCAGAUGGUAGAGAAGUUGGCAGGAUGCUAAGCACUUACUAUUUUGAUUCUUGCUAGAUUAUCGGAGUAGAUCUGACCCAUGUUGAGAAUAAGGUUGCCGAAAUUGUCAAACAUGACAAAAAUUUGAUUGUCAUCCAAGGAGAACUUAUUGACAAGUAAGAAUCAAACUAACAUUUACUAUUUGAAAAAAUAGGUGAUUCACAGCGUAAUAGCUGAUUGUUUGUAUGUUACAGACAUAUUUCAGUAACAGAGAUCCCUUUAUUGGACUAUGGGGUUUUAAAACUUUAUCAAACACUGAACUUCCUCAUUUUUAAUGAAAUGAAUUUCAUUUGAUCUACAAAUGAAAACAAGUAAAGCAAUUAUCCUUGAAGGUGAGAUGCAAUUUACUGAAAGAAAUUGCAGAAAAGAAGCCAGAAAAAAUUCAGGCUUUGCCAGAUUCAAAUGAUUCAAAUGCAUACCCCCCAGAUACUUAAUCUUUAAUCUCCCUAGUCAUUCUAAGCAGCACAUGGCAGUUUGUGGUCUUUCCCUACAUCUAGCCAUAUCAGAAAGCUGAAAAACUCUAGAACAAAAAUUUAUCUUUCAAAUCAGUUCUUUCAAUCCCCACAGUAUCAAUGAGUGCUUUUAAUUCAACUACUUUAUUCUUGUUUUUUUUCAUCAUAUUCCCACCAAUAGUGUAGCUCCAUUUUUUGCAUAUAUACCCACACACAACCCACAAUUCCUCUUAUCACUUUGAUGAAGGGCUAACGCUUGAAAUGUCAGCCUUUAAACUCUUUAUGUUGGCCAAUUUACUUUAUAAACUCAGCUACAAACUGAGCUAUGUAGCAAUUGCUUAAAUUGCAGCAUCUGUGAGGAUCAUUGCUUUACUUGACUACUCUUCAUUUCAUGGAACACCUUUGCCAAACAGAUCUUGGAGCCUCAAAUCACUUCCAACUCCUUCAUCCCUUCCAAAUGUCCCUUCCCUUCCCCAACCCUUACACAGUUAUAACUGCAUGUUACCAGCCAGGCAAUGUUGAUUGUAAGGAGGGGGAAAAAAGUUACCAUUAUUACAUUGUUUUUUCAAGAGAAAUGUUGCAUAAACAAGGAAGUGUUCAAACAGUUGUUUUCUGAGAUUGGAGCCAUCCUAACAGCUUGUUAACAUUCUUUUAACUGUAAUUUCUUGGAUUACAGUAACUACUUAGACCAAGUUGCAGAAGAGAUCAACGACACUUUACAAGAGUCUGGACAAGUUGUUAUCUCAGAGUUAAGCAAGACAUUUACACUCUCCACUGACUUCCUACUUGAGGUGAGCUAUGCAACAGAUUAUUUCCUAUGGAUGUGCUACAAAUUUGAUGAACAUAAUGAAAAGGCGAUCCAUAUUGCUGCAAAAAUAUAAAGUGAUUUUGUAAGCAACUAGGAGUCAUCAAGUGUUUUUAAGAGGCAGGAUUUCAUAGUGACACAAUUAUGAGUGCCAGCUGUCAUGUGCACAUAUAGGAGGGUGUAGAAGGGCCUUUUCUAUUUGCUUGUUUGAGCUGGUGAAACCUAUCCUCAAAUUAGGAAUAACAGUUACAAAAUUAUGUCUGAUGUAUCCAUCAAUCAAUUGAUUUUGUUGCUGUACUCUUGGAGUUUUAAAGAUUUGCAAAAAUAGUGAAGGGUAGCAAACAGAAGGUUACUGAUUACAAAUUUCAUUAGGUCAAAAGGAUUAAAUUUAUAGAAAUUGUUCCUUUCCUAUGAGUCAAAGGUAGCAUAAGUGUUUUUAGCUCACCAAAAUAGAGAUUACUCUUUUUUGAUUACCAUAGAUUGUUGAGAACAGAUUAGGGACAAUCAUUCAUGGACAACUUGAUCAAUUGGAAAGAGGUGUCCUGUUUACUGAUGCAUUUGUAGCACGGCAAAUGGCUUGCAUCAGAGGAGUCUUUAGUGCUGUCACAAAGUAUGUCACUUAAUGAAAAAUUAACACAAUUUUAUUGAUGUUUAACUCAGUAUUUCACUAACCAAAAGUUCCAUGAUCAACAUCUGAAAGACAAGUCUUACUAUGUGAAGGGCAAAUAAUAAAAACAAUUUAGAAUUGAUGACAUUGAGUUCCUAUAAAAUGUUAUCAGUCUUACGUAGUAGGAAUUCUAAUGUUCCUUUUUUUGGGGGUGUUUUUCAUUCAGUGGACAAAAAAUUUUGUCAUUUCAUCAGUUCCAAAGAAAGAUGUUAGAUAAUUUAUUGAUUGAGUUUAAGAGGGAUGGACAAUUUUUAGUCUCUUGCUUUGUUGAAUAAAAUCUGCAUUUUGUUUAUUAAAGAAACACAACAGGAAAGUUAGUGAACUCUGAUGUUAAGAAGAAGUUAAGUUAUCUUCCUAAUGACUUAGUCUUGAUACAUUUUCUCCUUUUGUUUGUUUCUAAAUUUGAUUAGCUUUGUUUACAUGUAAAAACGUUUUUAUCUUUGUCAUCAGGUUAUGGAUAAACUAGCAAACUGGGUGAUGUUAAUUAUGGGUAUUUAACCAAGCUUUUUUCUUUUUUUUUUUUAGGCCCACACCUAUAUCAAGUCUUAUGGCUCAGUAUGGAUUUCAAGAAAAGCUACUUUAUAGUAAGUGGUUAGUUGUCCUUGUGAUAACCCUGCUUAGCAGGCAUAAGAACAAAUUAUUCUUUUAAUUGAAGCCCCAGUGUUUGAUUUGGCACAGGUAUUUCAUUUCUUUGCCACCUCUACCCCCUUAUUGUUUUCUUCACUCCAGGCUUUUUUCUCAGUAAGGGGCAUGGUAGCUUCAAUACUAGCUAAAAAUAUUGAAGACACCCACCCCCUUAAAGUAUGUUAGCUGAACACUCUUUCUGUGGUGUGCUCUGAGUGCAGCAGUAUCUCAGAAUAUUUUGGAUGUUUGAAAUGACUUAAGUGGCAAUAUUUGAAAUGUGUUGUGUACAAUCCAUCCAUGACAGUUUUUCUUUCGCAGUGGAUAUAGACCAGUUGUGCUCUGACGGCCGUAUAUCAGGAAGUAUACAAGGGAGACAAGACAAGGCUGUAUUUGUUCCAGAUAUCUACUCCAAGACACAGACUUCUUGGAUAGAUGACUUCUUCAAUCAGAAUGGAUACGUAGGUGAGUAACUGUAGCAACACUUUUCAUUCAAGUGACUUCUUAUUAUGUUAUUCUCUAAGAAAUCAUGUACCCUAUAAUAUUUGCCAAUACUUAAAAGAGUGUCAGCACACUCGUGGUGUGGUGCAUCUUCAAAAGUGACACUUAAGUGGGAUUGUGGUUAAUAUGUAAAAUUUCCCGUCAAGAAAUAACAUUACUCCUUUUUAAUUUAACCUUAUAAUCCUUUGUUUUGUUCGAAAAGAUAACUAAAGCAUUAAAGUCUCAAAGGAAUGUAACAAAUUUGAGAUCCCAAGUACAAAACAACAAAAAUAACUUGUCAUGUGAAAAUAAAUUAAUAGACGUCUGUUUUGAACAGUAGCUCAUUACCCACUCUGGAUCUUAAUAAUUCCAAGUAGAAGGCUAUGUGGUAUAUACAAUGUAUUAAAUAAAUGCCGUGUUCUUUCAAGGGUAGGACUUAAGAAUGAUUCUCCCUCGAAAUUAGAAGUUCUUUCUCUAUGCAAUAAUAAAUGUUUCAAUGGAAUUUUUUUUGUUUAGAGUAUGAUGCAUUGUCACGUCUUGGGAUUACUGAUGGAAGACAAUUUCUAAAGAGAAGAUUCCAUAAGUUACCAGUGAAAUUUCUGCCCACAUGUUGUGUGGGUGAAUCUUUACAAGGCCAGGUGGAGGCUGCUAUUGAUGAAGCUCUGUCUAGUGGUGAAUGGAUUGACAUACUGGUGAGUGUUUUGAUUACCUUGGAUUUUUCUUUCUUUAAUAAGUUAAAGGAAUAUACCAAAAACAUGUCUCUUCACUUUGUGGGAACUUUGUAGUUUUUGCACUUCUCUCACUAUUAUAUACAAGUAUUUCUCUUGCACUGUAUGUUAGUGAUUAAGAGUUUCUUUCCUUUCCUAGCCUCUCCUUCCAUCGCCAUUCACUCCAGGGGAUGCUUCUCAGCUGUUACAGGAUUGUCUUAAGGCUGUUGGUAGAUCGUCAGCUCAUGUGUUCUGUGAGAGCAUUGUGGUCAGUGAAAAGUUCCUUCAAGAUUGUAAAGAUCCCUUCCAACAACUGAUGCAAGACAAAGCCAAAGCGGUAAAUAUUUAAGCUUUAACCUUAAUGUUACAACAGUCAAUUUUAGAAAUUUGCCAUUUACAUCUAAUGUUAGUUACUUCCAACCUUGUUCUUUGUUUUUUUGCGUUUUAACUGCCUAGUAUUUUCAUCCUUGGAGAACUCCGAGUUAUAAGGUUUCCUUUUGUUAGCUGUUUAUUAGAAUACUGUCAUGAACUGAUUAGUUCAUUUUUUCUUUUAGGAUGCAAUUAAAGCUCCUGCAUUGUUCUCAGAGCUUACCAGAAAAGACUUGGCUUCUUUGGGUGCCUCCAAAGGAGGUACUGACAGACGGGACAACAAGAAAGAGGAGAGGCGGAAGAAGGCAGCCUCAGGAGGUAGUAAAGGAGGAGGAGGAGGCGGAGGAGGAGGGGGUGGUGGUAGUGGAGGUGGUGGUGGAGGCAGAGGAGGAAGAGAAAGUAAAACUCAAAAGGUGAGAGUGGUAAAUAGGGGAUUGUUUUUACUUCAUUUAAAUCAUUGCAGUUAUAUACACAGCUUCCUUGCAUUUUGUUGUGUUGGGAUUCACAACUUUUAGUGGUAAAUUCUAAUUUUCUCUUAAAAAAAAAAAAAUUCAAAUCCUUAGGUACGUGAUAAGAAAAAGGACCGAGCUAGAGAUGAAGAUAUGGAGGAAGACAUCAGACCUAAACAAAGCUCCUCUGAUAUACCCUUCAUGACAGCUGAAGAGGUAAGAGUGUUUUGGUUUUUCUGUUUCUACAUGGGUGUGUUUCUUGUUUGGAUCUUUGUUUUCUUUGUUUUAGAAGUUUCCUCAAAUUUCUCUUUUUCUUUAGUUCCUUUGUCUUUUUUAACUCCUCACUUAAGAAUCACUGAACCCCAGCUGAGCUGAGUUGUUUUAUAGCUUUGAGACAGUUUAAAUCUUGUUUAUGUUUUUCUUUCAGUUUUGUCUUGCGCCAAGUAAAACCCUUAAAAACAUAAACCUUAAUAUAUGCUUUAUUUCAAGAGAAAUCAUGGACAAGUUCAGCUUUUAAUCCUGGAUUGUUGGUAACGCCCUUUCAAACAACCAGCCCCAGUUGGUUACUUGGCUCACUAUAGCAGUGAAGUAAAUUCAACUACAGCAGUCAAAUAAAGUAGAGGGAACCUAGGUUGACUCAAGCAUACUUUUGUGAAUCAUUGCCUGUUUUUGUUGCUCUUUCAAUGUAGAUAUCAGAAGAAUUACAGAAAAGAUUUCCAAGUUGUCCAGAGGAACUCUUUGAAGAAUUAGCUUCUUACCUGUUUAGGUGAAGAAUCACUUAGAAUAAAGAGAGCAAGAUUUUCUUUAGGAUUUGGAUCUUUCUUAAACUUUACUAAAUUUUUGAAGUUUAAUUUUUUAUUUUAUUUCCUAUCUUCAAUUUUCAUCUUUUGUUUACUGUAGCAAUUACUCCAGAGGUGGUAAAAACUUCACAGAAAUCUUGUAAUUAACAAAACAGGGCUUUGCUAGCUUAGGAAAGCUAUGAAUUCCAUGCUCUAAGAACUGUUGUAUGCUGGCUAUCUCUUAAUCACAUCUUUGAGUUGAGAACAUCACUGUAAUACUGAAUAAUGCAGCUUAGUUGUUCUUUAGAAGGUAUUUUUUUGUGAUUGUUUGGUUGCUUUUUAUUUACCCAAUAGACCACUGACCCAAUGUUACCAAGAGGUGGCUCGGUCGGUCUUCCUUUCCACAGGAGACAAAAAACGUAAAAGUCAUUCAGAGGUGCAGGAAAAAGUCAGUGUGCUGUGGGCAAAUGCAAAACUGUUUGACAAAGGAAUCAAAUUAUUUUCUGGUAAGUGACUUUUUAAAAUACUCUUUGACUCCCAAUCAUGAUCAGCUGAUUUUUUUCUUGCUUUGAUGGAUCCACCUCAGACUGGGGACUUUAACCUUUCCCACCCUAACAUCAGUUAGGGUGGGGGGGAAGGGACAGUGUAAGGAAAAUUAGAUGCUAGUCACUCCCAGGGUCAAAGGGUAAAUGGUAACAGACACUGUGAAACCAUUCCAAAUCUGUGGUGGGUUCUGUAACUCUAAAGAAACCUUUGUCAUGUGAAUUAUUUCAUUUACCUCCAUCAACUGCAUGAGGGUGAUCUGAUUAUUAUCAAGAUUUGGGUCAGAUCUGUGAGCAACAUUGAGUCUUGUUUUGUGUGGUUUUAACAGAUGAUGUACAAGUGCAGUUGUCCCGCCAUCUUCUGCGAACGGUAUGUACAGAUAUUGUAAACCAGGCAGUGGGUCUGUUAGCUGCUGACCACAUGAUCACAAUCAAUGACGAAUCAACUCUAACUCCCGAGGUAUGGAUGUUAUUAUGUUACUUUCAUUAAUGCAUGUUUAGUUUAGUCAGAAUUUAACAGAGCACUUCCCUCUUAAAAAUACCCUGUCUUUCUGAAUUAUCCCAGAUUUGAAAUUUCCUUGUGGAAAUACAUAUAGUUUGCAUGGGAGUCAAAAAAAUAUUUUUAUAGGGAAGGCUCUGCACUCACCCUUGUUUUCAAAUAGAGAAUUUCAUUAUUUCCAUAAGUGGAACAGUUAUUCUGGAUUGGCUAAGAUCAGAUGAAAAUCUUCAAGACUUAAUAUGAUAACUGCUUAUAUAUUCAUAAGACUUUCCAUCACAAGACUGGGUAUAAUCUAUUAGUUUUUGUCAGAUUUUUAAAGGUGCAUCUUUGCAAGCUUUCAGUUUUCACUACACUUGGUUUGAUUCAUUUGAUUACACUGUAUGUAUGCUAACAAGAACUAAGCUAUUAUUAAUAGUGAUGAUUCUUUCUUACACAGGAUCGUCUGAAAGUAAUUUCAAAAUUUCCUGACAAAGUAAAAGCUGAGGUAGCCAAGUUGAAUUCUUCAUUAAAUGGAAAGGUUUGUCAUCCUUAUUUUGUGUGAUGAGUACCAGUACUUGUUUUGUAUACUUAUAUGCCGUCUACUGGUUUCAAAGCAGUAAGUCUCUCACAUCCUACUUUUUUCAGGUAACAGAAGAUUUCUUUAACCAGUUUGAUGUAAUUUGUGGGAGUGGCUACUGCGAGUUUAUGUUGAAGAAGUUGGAUAAGAAAAGAGAAAGGCAAGUCUUGGGUAUCACUUGUGGGCCUUAACCCUUAACUCCAAUUAGUAUACAUUAGACUUACUAUGAAAAUUCUGAUUGGUUAAGAGCAUACAGUCAAUAUACAAUAACAAGUGAAGUUGACAUGAUAACUCAACAUCUGCAGCAGAUACUGGGUUAUCAUGUUUAGCUCAAAGUCUGCUGAGUUUCCAAGCCUCUCUUCGGUGUAGCAUUAUCAAACUUGUGCAAACUCAGAAAGAAAUGUCUUCUUUUGCAGAUUAUUUUGAAAAUAUAUUUUAAAACAAUUAUUGAUAUCAGUUUUCACAUAUAAUGAUUUAUCAAACCCUAUGUCUUUUUUUAUCUGCCUCAUCCUUCGGCUACAGCAGAUAGCUCAGACCUUAGCAUUGACAAUUCAUGAUAUCAUGCUCAACUUCAUCCAAUAAUUGCCUAGGAUCUUAUCAUUCAUUCUCCCUUCUGACUGCUACACAUUUUUCUUUAAUCUGGUUAUGAGAAUUUGGCAUUUAGAUCAAGAUAACUCAAACGGGAUUAAUUUAAGAAUUCUCAUGAUAUUUUUGCUGGAUACUAACUAUAUGGAUAUUAUAGGGAGAAACUACAUGUUAAUAAAAAUAAUAUUAUUAUUUCUAGAGCGUUUGUACAUUUCCAUUAUUAUGCUAUCUACAUGUAGAUGCAGCAGAGAGCUACUGUGUUUCCUACACAGUUCAAACAAUUACAUUUCCCUCAACAAGAGCUAGCUUUAUCACAAAUUUAGCCCAACAGGAAUAAAAGCCUCCCUCUAUCAUCAUGAUAUAAUUUCUGAAGAAACUUUUGUCUAACGCCGUUCUUAUCAAAUGUUGUUACUGAUGUGGCGGCCUUUUUUAUUUAUAUUUGAAUUUUAUAGGCAGCUGACCGUUGAGCAUCGCUGCGCUCUUCAGGAACAGUUACGUCAAGAAAACGAGCCUGCCAUGGCUCUUCACCUAGCAUCAGCGGUGUUAUUCCAACACCACACUCACUGCAUGGUACAUGCGCCAGGUCGGUGCGUGCCUCAGAUAAUAAACUUUCUCAAAGAUAAGUUAACAUCCGAAAACUUCGACAAAUUAAACCACUACAUGACACUAGUUAUAAAGCAACUGUCCGGCAACGAAGAGAAUGCAGUGAAGAAUGGUGACGAACAUGAAAAAGAGGAAGAACACGAAGAGAGAACGAUAGGAGCUCAACUGGAAGAAGGACUGGGAGACAUCAAGCGAAUAGCACUGGAGUUAAAAAAAGUCAAAGACGAAUCUUAAGUUAAGAUUAACAAUUUUUUUUUUUUAAGAGCAAACGAAGCGAUUUUGUUGCGUUACAUCUUGCAAUGUCGUAUCACGCUACCAUCUUUAAGUACACGUACAAAGAGCAGUGUUACUAGCCCUCAAUCUUCACGGUAAAAUUUGAGAUACAUUUAUUUAUUUAUCUACUUAUGAACUUAGCAAAAUUCUAAAACGACAGUUUAAAUGUUAAAUUUACAUAGCAAUUGUACUUAAAAUUAAGGAAAAAGUAGUCAUAUACGCUCGUAUCAUGACAACUUCUCCAAAGAUUGGAAUCAUGCAACGUUCUUAAAAUUUUUGUGGCGUAUUGUUAGUACCUUCUGCCUAUAAGAUCCACAAACAUUUCAAGUUUCAACGUAGUUUUAUGAUUCUGCGUCGAAUUUUGGUCAUUAGAUAUAAAAGAGAUUAAGAGAAUAAAUCGUUACAUUAUUGGAUCCUAGGUUUAGCUAGAAGAAGGUUCAGAAGUCACGUUGUCAACUGCUG